Camellia sinensis is the source of this 2980-nucleotide messenger RNA. RefSeq names its product disease resistance protein UNI. Lineage: Eukaryota; Viridiplantae; Streptophyta; Magnoliopsida; Ericales; Theaceae. Gene Ontology annotation, molecular function: ADP binding; protein binding. The record is from RefSeq and is a predicted model, not a curated record.
AUUUUUUAAGUAGACUUGUAGUGAAGAGAUUAUGAGAGCACCCCCAAUCAUUUGCCCUUUGCCAAAGAAUAUCAGGUUUCAUCUCAGCUGCCUUCAUCAAGAACAAGAGGAGGAGCAAACCCAGAAACAGCUCCCAGAGAGAGAGGGAGGAAGAUCUGUUUCCAAUUACAGGAUGGUAGGAGGUGCCGGGGUUGCCGGGGUUGCUGUGUCUACUGGAACUGCCGCUGCCACAGGGGCGUAUGGUUGUUUUAAGCCCCACUUCGACUAUGUGUAUGAUUUGGACAAGAAUUAUAAGGAGCUCAACAAGGAGUCAGAUGAGCUUUCUGAAUUGAAAAGAGAUACAGAGAUACAUAUAAGCCAGAAUGAGAGUGCAAUGGAGAUGACAAACCAAUGCAGAAAUUGGUUACGUAACGUGAGGACGGCUGAAGGGAAAAUUCAAGAUCUUAAACAAAGAUACAAAAAAGCCAGCAAGUGUCUGUGUGGUAUGUGCCCUUUCUUGAAGCUCCGAAAGCUUAGCAAAAGCAUUUUUGACACAACGAAGGAUGUGGUUAAGCUAAAGACUAAAAUGAACGAACUAAAGCAAAAUGCCAAUGUAAUGACUACGAGGAGACCACCACCUCUUGCCACUAACAUUGUUGAGCUGAAUUCACUCACUAACAAUGCACAAGAGCUACUGAAUCUCCUUGGACAAAAAGACUUGAAGAGGAUUGGCAUUUUUGGAAUGAAAGGAGUAGGAAAAACAACUCUUUUGGAGAAGUUAUAUGCAGAAGCCGGCCAAAAUUGUAGGUUUGACAUUGCUAUUUUGGUAUCUUGUCAGGAAGAGGACAGUGUAAGGAAGUUACAAGAAUAUCUUUUGAGGCAGUUGGAACUAACUGUGAAUGAAAAUGACAGUACGAAGAAAGUUGGGGACAGAAUUUCUGAAAAACUAGAGAAUAUGGAGUAUUUAUUGCUUCUUGAUCAAGUUUUUUCAUGUAUUAAUCUACAUGAAGUGGGAAUUCGUGACUGCCAUAAGUAUGGUAAGGCUGUGUUUGCAUCUAGGGAAAAAAUUAUCUGCAAAGAGAUGGAUGCAAAUGAGUACUUUCAAGUCAAGCUCCUACCACUGGAGGAUGCAGUGGCUCUGUUCCAAACAAUUGUGGGUGACGUUGUUAGAACCAAUAAAACCAUAGAAGGAAUAGCUAAGAAAAUAGCCAAAGAAUUGGGGGGGCUGCCAUUGGCAAUAAAAGCAAUGGCAAUAGACCUGAAACAUGAGAAUUAUGUGUGUACGUGGCAAAAUGCAGUGUGGACUUUGCAACAGGCUAUCGAUGGUCCGCAACAACAUCUACAAGAAGUGUUCAAUAUCUUUGAACUCCUUUAUGGCCAAUUACAUGUUAACAUGAGGAGAUGCUUACUCUAUGCGGCGUUGUUUCCUGGAGGCUAUGAGAUUUACAAGGAUUAUCUUGUGGAGGGUUGGAAAGUUCAAGGGCUUAUUCGUGAUGUUCAAGGGGGCAAUGGUCAGACAUUUGAAGAUGCACGAAUUCGAGGGGAUUAUUUUCUGGAACAUUUAACAGAGUUAUCUUUGUUAGCGAAGUGUUUGAAGGAAAAAUAUAUUAAGAUGCCUGAACUAGUUAGAAACCAGGCACAUCACUUGUACCCAAAAGAAGAAGAAUGCCAAAUAGUAGUUGAAGCAUGUACGGAGGAAAAAGAGUGGAGGGACGCUGGAAGGAUUGCACUGAUGCAUAAUAGACCGCUCUCCUUGCCCAAGAAACCCAAAUGUGGCAAGCUCUCUACACUAUUACUUCAAAGGAAUGAUGAUUUGGAAAUCAUUCCAAAAUCGUUCUUCACUCAUAUGAAAAAACUUCAAAUUCUAGAUUUAUAUCAUACCAGUAUUAAAUUGUUACCGCCAUCUCUCUUCAGUUUGAUCGACCUCAAAGCAUUAUACCUAAAUGAUUGUCCCUGCUUAGCUGUGUUGUCAUCCAAGAUUGCAAAACUUCAGAAUCUAGAGAUCCUUGACAUCCGUGAAACUGGCAUUCGUAGUUUGCCAAUUGAGAUUGGAAAGCUGAAAAAUCUCAAAUGCUUCAGGGUUUCAUUUCCUUACAACGAUGCAAUUGCAGACAGUCCCGAAACCAACAUUCUCCAUUGCUGGAAACAUAAGAAACCAAGGGUAAUGAUUCCACCCAAUUUAAUUAGGAAGCUUCAUCUGCUUGAAGAAUUGACUAUCAUUGUAGACCCCAAGGACCAAAGUUGGAAAGGGAUUGCGGAUUAUAUUGCUGAGGAGGUGGCUAGCUUGAAACAUUUGACCAUUCGGCGUGUUCCUGGUCAAGCAUCACCAUCUGUAUAUGGAACACCACCCGAAGGAUCACCCUCAGUUAAUAGACAUGGGAUCAUCCGCAGUCAGCCGCUUGAUUGUGAUAAAGCUAUUCCACUUGCUAAUCUUAAUCAUAAUCAUAAUAAUGGGGAGAUUCAAGAGGCCUCUAGUUCCAAUUCCAUGACUGCAGCUGCUCGGCCGCUCCCACCCAGUGACCCAUCCCCAUCGACCUGGGCCAGCCAAGUGACCCAUCAUUCUCGGCUGUCAGUGAAAAAAUCCCAACCCACAGACCCAAAUGUGCUCUCUCCCUCUAUCAUGACCAAUAAUGGAUGUCCGGACUAGCUUGCGCGCACCUCGAUUAAUCUCUGGAGGGCGAACCCUACAGUUCACUAGCUAGGGGUAAAGCCAGAGCAAGGCUUGGUAUGGAUUAGCCAACGCAGGAAUUGAUAGCACUAAGAGGUUUUAAAGAGGUUUCACUACAUUAAUUAGUAACAAGUUUUAGUAACUUUCAUGUUUUGAGUUCUGCUAUCAAUCCCUCCCUCUCAUAUUUUCUGUCGAACCUAGACUUUUGGUCCCAUAAUUUGUCCAAAAUCAUUUAGUGUGAUAGAGAUCAAAUUGAUAGUGUGGAAUUUAUGAAUAAAAUAAAUUUGAACCAUUGAUUGCUAUUUCCAGAUAAAUUCGAAGUAAAACAUGAAA